CGCGGGUCCUUGUUGGCCGGGGAGGCGGAGAGGCCCUCUGCAGACUCGCGGAGUGGAACCGGAGCACGGGCGGGCCCGCCGAGCCGGUAACCGUGGUUCCCUAUACCCACAAGUUCUCUGCACCCUUGUCUGAGGCAGGGCUGCACUUCACCGUAGCCGACACUUAAGUCUAGAGCUUGAAGCAGAAGUUUUGGAAAACUCUCACCCUCCUAUAGGCCUUCUGAAGAUUUCUUCUCAGCGAUAUCUGCCUGACCCAGCAUGAGUGAUGUUUCCUGCAAAAAACGGGAUGACUAUUUGGAAUGGCCUGAGUAUUUCAUGGCUGUGGCCUUCUUGUCAGCGCAGAGAAGCAAAGAUCCAAAUUCCCAAGUCGGGGCAUGCAUUGUGAAUGGUGAGAACAAGAUCGUCGGCAUCGGGUACAACGGGAUGCCCAAUGGGUGCAGCGAUGACCUGCUGCCGUGGAGGAGGACGGCGGAGAACAGGCUGGAUACCAAGUACCCUUACGUGUGCCAUGCCGAGCUGAAUGCUAUCAUGAACAAAAACUCGGCCGAUGUGAAAGGCUGCACCAUGUACGUGGCCUUGUUCCCCUGUAAUGAAUGUGCGAAGCUCAUCAUCCAGGCAGGUAUCAAAGAGGUAAUUUUCAUGUCUGAUAAAUACCACGAUAGUGAAGAGGCAACCGCUGCCAGGCUCUUGUUUGAUAUGGCCGGGGUUACGUUCAGGAAAUUCACGCCAAAGUGCAGCAAAAUUGUCAUUGACUUUGAUUCAAUUAACAGCAGACCGAGCCAGAAGCUUCAGUGAGUUACAAGAAGACUGGGAUUGUCCUCUUCUAAGAAGCUGCUAAUGCUUCUCACCUGGAAGUUACACGCAACUUCUCAAUAGCCGGUACAGCAAGAGUACACAGCCAAGGACUAUAAAGCCUCAGACCUUCCUCCCUGUCUCUCUUGUCACAUGGAAUCUGCAUCUGUUUAAACUGCUGAUUUAUGGAACCUAUUUCUGGGCCGUCACACAGGGCUGGGUGAGGGUGCUUCGCCGCUGCCCCCCGCCUGCUGGGAUGCCAGCGGCUCUGCCAAGGGGCAGCCACUGUUCACAACCACUGGGUGUGUGGAAGGACAAAUAAAUGACUGCUGUUGUGUUCUUACCGGGGGUGAGCAGACACACUGAUUAGAACUUCUGGCCCAAAUGAAGCAUAACGUAGUGCUCUACGGGGGGGAUAGGGCCCAAAGGACAGUAGCGUUAAACUAUCUGUUGUGUAGGGGGUUAAGAAGACCCCCCACCCAACCAGAAAGCCUGUCCUGAGGAUGAUAAGUGGCACCAAGCCAGGGGUGCUCACUGUGUGCCCGUCACCCGUCCACAUGCAGUGCAGCGCUGUGUUGUCCCUUUGCGGGGUGGGGUCUCCUGGUUUUGCCUCUUAUUUUUGACUUGUUUGUCACACGGAGCUCUCACAUUUAGUUGAUGUGAAUAAUGAGGUGUUCUGGAGGAGAGCCCUAUGCGCCCCCAGGCCACGCCCUGCAGCGGUGGCUGUUGGGGUUGAGUGGACGGGAGGGGUGGGGCGUCCACCUGUUUCUCUGCAUGGAAACUUGUCGUUCCUUCACGAGCCAACACAAAGUUCCUUUCCAAGGCUGCCCUGCAACCACAAAAUAAAUAAAUUUCUAUCCUGUAAGUGAGAUUUGAGGAAUUCAGCCCACCUGGAGGCGGCUUAGUCCAGGCGUAUUGGCUUUGGGACCUCAUUUGUGCUCCUGGCUCAGCGCCUUCAUAAGCACAGACGGCACUUCCUAAACACCCAGAGCCGGGGUGCUGCUGUGCGCCUCAUUUUUAAUCUCAUUUAAUUUUUAUUAAACAUGCUCAGCACCUUUGUUGAGAAAAUGGUUUCUUUAUCCUAAAGAUUAUUACUGUUUUAAAGUGUUCUUAUAUUUUUGUGAAUGUUUAUUUUGUCUCUGAGGUUUUAUACUCCAUAUUCUAGGGCAUUUUGUAAUUUGGCUCAUUACCAAUAUUAUUAAAACCUUAUUAAAAUCUACCAUGCUGAAGUGUGUCCAUUUUUAUAAGUAUAUGCUUAACUCUUCAUGUCAGUUGUUUGUGACACACACUACACGUUUGAAUGCUCAGAGAACAAUUGGAGAUACUAAUGCCAUGGGGUUUCCCCAGGGGUCAUGGGUGAUGCUUGUGUCUGGACUAGAUUUAAAAAGCUAAGAAAAGGCUUUACGGAAUCUUCAGUCCCCAAUGCUGUCUCUUCUUGCCACCCUGUCACCUUGUUCUCUUCCUAAAUCUCUAUUCUUUUCUCUCUUCAUUUCUCUCUAAUCUCCUCCAAACCCCUUGCACCAAAAUGCCUAAGACAAAAUAAAACCUUUGAAAGCUGGAACGCGUGUGAGGUGGAAACCUGUUAGAGAAGGAAAACGCAAACAUUUCUCAGUAAAACCAGCUCUAGAAAGGUGGUAGGACUUCACUGUGUCAGGCUUCUGAGACCUGGAAAAACAAGGCAGGCCGGCUGAAUUCUGGCUCUGACGGGUUUCACCGUGUACGUAGAAGAAAGCAAUGUUGUUAGUUGCCGUCGAGUCAGCUCUGACUCCUGGCGACCCCAUGUCUGCAAAGUAGAAUUGCUCCAUGGGGUUUUUAAGGCUGUGAACUCCAGGAAGCAGAUUGCCAGGCACCUAUGGGGGGUCCGCCAACCUUUUGGCUAGUGGUCAAGCUCUUAACCGUUUGUGCCACCAAGAAGGAAAUCGGUAAAGAUAAAGACAGAAAACGUAGGUUGUUAGCAAGGAGUGUGUAAUUGUUAUAUUGCAUUCUUAAAUAUGUCUAG
Loxodonta africana (African savanna elephant) is the source of this 2791-nucleotide messenger RNA. RefSeq names its product dCMP deaminase (gene DCTD). NCBI's taxonomy places the organism in Eukaryota, Metazoa, Chordata, Mammalia, Proboscidea, Elephantidae. Gene Ontology annotation, biological process: pyrimidine nucleotide metabolic process. Bases 259 to 795 code for a protein of 178 amino acids. The transcript has 7 exons. Gene Ontology annotation, molecular function: dCMP deaminase activity; zinc ion binding. The record is from RefSeq and is a predicted model, not a curated record.